Molecule: messenger RNA, 1682 nt
Organism: Notothenia coriiceps (black rockcod)
Lineage: Eukaryota; Metazoa; Chordata; Actinopteri; Perciformes; Nototheniidae
Gene: tbx4
Product: T-box transcription factor 4
Exons: 9
Coding region: 57-1682 (541 amino acids)
Biological process (GO): cell fate specification; positive regulation of DNA-templated transcription; regulation of transcription by RNA polymerase II
Cellular component (GO): chromatin; nucleus
Molecular function (GO): RNA polymerase II cis-regulatory region sequence-specific DNA binding; DNA-binding transcription factor activity, RNA polymerase II-specific
Source: RefSeq, a predicted model, not a curated record
UGAAGCCGCGGUGCACAGGGAUGGAUUUAAGCAGAUGAUAGCUGACCGCAUGAGAGAUGCUGCAGGAGAAGCUUUCUGCUGUGACGGAUGAAUCUAUGAGGGUGCAGACCGGUGGGGACAGGGACCCCCUUACAGACCAGUCCCGACUGGCCCUGUCCACAUCUCCCAGCAUUCCCAGCUCCAGUGAGCCUGACCAGAACAUUGAGAACAUUAAGGUUGUUCUGCACGAGAGGGAGCUGUGGAAGAAGUUCCACGAGGCCGGCACGGAAAUGAUCAUUACUAAAGCAGGCAGGAGGAUGUUUCCCAGCUACAAGGUUAAAGUGUCUGGGAUGAACCCCAAAACGAAAUACAUCCUACUUAUUGACAUUGUUCCAGCUGAUGACCAUCGCUACAAGUUCUGUGAUAACAAGUGGAUGGUGGCUGGCAAGGCCGAACCAGCAAUGCCAGGCAGACUCUAUGUGCACCCUGAUUCCCCCGCCACAGGAGCUCACUGGAUGAGGCAAUUGGUGUCGUUUCAGAAGCUCAAGUUAACCAAUAAUCACCUAGAUCCUUUUGGGCAUAUCAUCCUGAACUCUAUGCACAAGUAUCAGCCCAGACUACAUAUAGUUAAAGCCGAUGAAAACAACGCCUUUGGAUCCAAGAACACUGCCUACUGUACUCAUGUCUUUCAUGAGACAGCCUUCAUCUCUGUAACCUCUUAUCAAAACCAUAAGAUCACUCAGCUUAAGAUAGAAAACAAUCCUUUUGCCAAAGGAUUCCGGGGUAGUGAAGAAGGAGAUCUGCGCGUCUCAAGACUACAAGGGAAAGAAUAUCCAGUGAUUUCAAAGAACAUAGUCCGACAGAGGCUCAUCUCCUCGCAUAGUCAUCUAGCAGGAAAGCUUGGAGCAGGAGUUCUCACAGGGCACCCUCAAGUACUGUCUCCUUAUCAGUAUGAGACUGGGGUUCCUUUGUCUAACUCAGACCCCCAAGAUCCUAUCUCGAACCACUUUCCUCAGAGUAGAGAUCCCAGCCUUCUGUAUCACUGCUUCAAACACAGAGAUAACGCCCGACACCUAGAGCUUGGAUGUAAGCGGCCAUAUCUGGAGACAUCAUCUGCAGUUUCAGAGGAGCAUUACUUUCGUUCAGCAACCUCUUAUGAGUCGCCGUUACUGUCCCAUCCUUACUGCACUGAGGCAAUCACCUCUAGAGAAGCUUGUAUGUACGGCAGUAUGGAAACAGAGUCUGGAUCUGGGGCAGGGGAUACAGAUGACCUGACUAACCCCUCUUCAAUAAAUUGCAACAUGUGGGCGACAAUGCAGCCCUACCCUCGCUAUGGUGUGGAGGGUGUACCAUACCAGCCCUUCACAGCUCAUUUCACCAAUACUGCCACAGUCACGUCGAUUGUACCACAACCAACAUCCUCAAUGGCAUCUCGACCAGCUUCUGACUUGGGGGUCUACAACCCGGCUACGGUCCAGCGAGGUUUGCCCGUUAUACCUCCUUCAUCCUGCUCUCCGGCUGUUCUGGGAUCCAGAGAUAGGUCAGGGCAUCCACCUUUGUACCACAAGAAGCCAGGGUCACCGCUCCGGCCUCACAGAGAUUUCUCAGCCUAUCCCACACAGGGUACAAUAUCAAUCCGGGAUCCAUCCUAUCAGUACCAAGUGGGGCUAAGUAGCGCAGGAACUCAAUGGACUGACAGCUAA